Molecule: messenger RNA, 1557 nt
Organism: Plasmodium malariae
Lineage: Eukaryota; Apicomplexa; Aconoidasida; Haemosporida; Plasmodiidae
Product: PIR protein
Exons: 3
Coding region: 1-1557 (518 amino acids)
Source: RefSeq, a predicted model, not a curated record
AUGGAAGAACAAAUUUAUGAUGAAAUUUUAGAAAAAUUACCUUCAAAAACUAUAUAUGAUGAAUUCAAUAGUCAAGGAAAUUACGUUAUUAUGAACAGCGUUUGUAAAAGAGAGGAUUAUGAACAAUGCGAUGAUAUAGAUACUUGUCUUAACAUAUGUAAAAGGAUUGAAAAAAAUUUUAAAUCUUUAUAUGAAAUGAGUAAUUCAGGCAAUUAUAAAGAACGUUGUUCACAUUAUAUAUAUUGGGUAUAUAAAGAAAUACAAAAUUUAUUUAAAAGUGAUUCAACAAAAGAUAAAGUAGAAACUGUUGUUAAUGCAUUUCUAAAAUUGCAAUCCUCUCUUACGAGAAAUUACAGAGUAUAUAAUUGUAGUUAUAAUUUUAAGGAGAAAGAUUUAAAUGAAUUGAAAGAUAAAAAUAAGGAAAAACAAUUAUACGAUUAUUUUACAAAUUAUGAUAGUAUUAAAACUAAAGAUAUUUGUAAUAAGUUUGAGUUAAAUAAAUAUAAAAAAUACCUUAAUGCUAUCAAUGUUUUAUAUGAUGAAAAAAAAGAGAAUUGUUGUAAUUCAAAAAUAUUAGUAUGUCCAAAUUAUUUUUUGAAAUGUAGGGAAGAUUUUAAACCGAGUAAACUUUUAUCUGCGUUAGAACUCUCCAAUGAUCAUAGUUGUAAUGUACUUGAAGAUUUUAAAGAAACUAAAACGUCUGAAAAAAAAUUAGAAUCUAGCGAUUUUGAGACAGGUUUUUUGGAGCAAAUUCUUUUUACUAAUUGUCAUAUUAAGAAUACCAGCACAACACUAUCAUGUGGUUUAGUAUCAGCAUAUUCCUUGACACGUAGAAGUGGGAAUGCAGUUGAAAACAAUGAACAACUUAGGAAUAGUGACAUAUCUUCUCCAAAAGAUAAAAAGAGAGAAUCCAUUAUAGAUCUAGAAGUCGAAAAAGAACAUGAAAAAAUUAGGAAAAUAGUUGGUCUUAGUUCAGAAGUAGUCAAUUAUCCAUCUCUUCCAAAAACUGCCUCAUAUAUGGAUAUUAGAUGGAAAUUAGACAAAGAUGGAAAGUUACAUUGUCCUGCUGAGAACCCAGAGAAAGAUACAUCAGUACUUUGCAUGUACGUGGAAGAAUUAGUUAAACGAGGUAUUCUUAUAAAAGAUGAGAAUUCUAGGAUAUACCGAUUAAAGAAAGAUAAAACAUGGGCAACAAAGCCGUUAAAUAUAGUUAUUAAAAGAGAAAGAGGCAAGUACUCAAUACAAAGUUAUUCAGAACGUCUACAAGUUUUAAAGGCUGAUCAAAUAAUGGUUACUGAUGAUAGAAACUCAAUUAGUCAAGAGCAUUAUGGAAAAGAUAAUGAAUCUAAUAUAUUACAGAACAUUUUUUUCCGUGUUGGCACUGCGAUUUCUUUGUUCACUCCCUUUGGCUCUUGUGUAGAUAAAAAUAGAAAAAGGAAAAAAAGACAUAAGACUAAUUUCGUUGAACUAAACACAAAAAGACUAUCGAGGAGAUUCAUAAAACGUACUUAUAGGAAUUCUGGUAGAAGGAGAUUUAGUGUAGUAAAUAUAGAAUAA